CCAACAGCCUCUCCAAAAAUGGCACCCAAGCACAAGGCAAGCGGGGAGCCACUUCGCAAGAGGAAGAAGGUCUCUACGGACCGUUCCGCAUCGUGGGUAAGAAAGACAGUCGAGCCCACAGCCUACGAAAUUCCCCCAAAGAUGCAGUCCGAAUGCAUCAACCUGCUGAGCAGGAACCACUUCGUGCGCCUCUUUCUAGGGCCUUUCUGGGAAAAUUUGCUCUCGCCUCCUAAGGCACUUCACAUCUCGAUCCGAGUUGAGCUCGCUAGAGAUAUGACGCAAGAAGAGUUCGAGGCCUGCUUCCACCUGGUCGAGUCUACAUCCUCCUCCUCCUACAAGUCCUCUAGCAUAGGAUGGAACCCGGCCGGUAAGAAAAAGGAAAUGUGUCACAGAGACAUGAAAUACAUCCUCGUUCGAGCCGCCGCUCCCAGCAAGCACAUCGUCGGUUUCCUCUCAUUCAUGUACACCUACGACGAUCCCCCAAACGAUUGGCUAUCAGUUCUCUAUAUCUAUGAAGUCCACCUCGAGGAGGAGCUGAGAGGCUCCGGCCUCGGCUCACAGCUGCUCGGCAUUGCAGAGUUCCUGGCGAAACGAGCUGGAAUCACAAAGACGAUGCUCACGGUCUUCACGAGCAAUACACGGGCGAUGGCGUUGUACCAGAAGCGUGGAUAUAAGAAGGAUGAAUGCUCACCAGCAGAUAGGCAGAUCCGGAACAAAGUUGUUGUCGCCGAUUAUCGCAUCAUGUCCAAGGCCACCCAUACCGACGAUUGCUCGCAAUACGAACUAGAUAAGAUCAAGCAGACCAAAGACAAUUUUGAUGAGAUGGUGGCGGAAACGUCGGGAGAUAAUGAGCACGAGGAUACCGGGCAGCGUGUUUCCCCUUAUCCUUAAACCAGUACUCUUCUCGGGCCACCGAGAAAGAAGAAUGACAAAAAUCAUCAGCAAGCAUUUUUGGAGUUUGGAUACGCAUCAGAUACCCUGGAAGCAUCUGGUGGAGGCAAUGGUUCACAUUGGGUGCACUUCUUGGCGUUUCUAUUUUUUCCAAGCACAGUCGAUAUAAGACUUAUCAAAGAUUUGGUAUUCCUACCGCAGAUCACCAUUCCAUACAAUUCCCCUCCCGCGCAAGGACGAAACGCGUUGUCGUCGUUGGUG
This is a messenger RNA of Lindgomyces ingoldianus, 1152 nucleotides long. RefSeq names its product acyl-CoA N-acyltransferase. Lineage: Eukaryota; Fungi; Ascomycota; Dothideomycetes; Pleosporales; Lindgomycetaceae. The record is from RefSeq and is a predicted model, not a curated record. Bases 19 to 891 code for a protein of 290 amino acids. Gene Ontology annotation, molecular function: histone H4 acetyltransferase activity; protein N-terminal-serine acetyltransferase activity; histone H2A acetyltransferase activity. The transcript has a single exon. Gene Ontology annotation, cellular component: nucleus.